Messenger RNA from Ruditapes philippinarum (Manila clam), 864 nucleotides. RefSeq lists its product as uncharacterized. Gene Ontology annotation, biological process: telomere maintenance; DNA repair. The record is from RefSeq and is a predicted model, not a curated record. The annotation marks the transcript as partial. NCBI's taxonomy places the organism in Eukaryota, Metazoa, Mollusca, Bivalvia, Venerida, Veneridae. The transcript is spliced from 2 exons. Gene Ontology annotation, molecular function: DNA helicase activity.
AUGAUAUUAACUGGUCAAGAUGGUACUGGCAAAACAUUUACUGUCAAGGAAUGCGUUAAGACUCUUAGAUCUAAAGGUAAAAGUGUAUCAUUAACAUGCUAUACCGGUAUAGCUUGUCUACAAUAUCAAGGUUUGGGUGCAAGAACAUUGCACAAAUUUGCAGGACUUGAGGAUGGAAGAUUAGGUUAUAAAGAGUUGAUUGACACAGAUGAAAGGUUUGAUGACACAAGAGCACCGGCAUUUUAUUUAUCUAUCGACGAAGUUUCAAUGUUUAGUUGUAGAACAUUAGAAAAUGUUGAACAUAUUUGCAGGCAUUUGAAAUGUAGCCACUUUGGUGGCAUGCAAUACAAAAGCGGAGAUUUUUACCAGCUGCCCCCUAUAAAGGAUGAGCUGUAUGGAGAUAGAGGGCAGUACUGUUUUGAGGCUAAUUUCUUUGAUGAUAUGUUUCCUCACCGCAUUAAUUUGUGUUAUGCACACAGACAGACAGAAGCCAAACUUAGAUCAUGUGUAAAUCAACUGGAAAAAGGAAAUCAUAGUGAAGAAACCAAGUCACUUAUGCAAUUUUUAUCUAGACCACUAAGUCCUGGUCGUAAAACUUUUUGCUCGCAACAUAAAUGUGGUAUGUAUAACUACAAUAGGUUGAAGGAAAAUGUUAAUCCUUUACAAAUACUUAUACCUGAUGAUAUGGGAUACAUUCAUUACUUGAAUAAAUUCAUUGUUCCAGAAAGGGUUCCCCAGGAUAUUCCUGCUGACUUUAGGUCCCUGUUGUCUGUUUGGAGAGACAAUGGGAUCAUAUCAUGGGGGCUGAUGAGUGAGAUCCAUUUUCUCAUGGUGGAUAGGAAUCAGUUAAACCUGUGCAGCCAA